Closterium sp. Naga37s-1 is the source of this 861-nucleotide messenger RNA. NCBI's taxonomy places the organism in Eukaryota, Viridiplantae, Streptophyta, Zygnematophyceae, Desmidiales, Closteriaceae. The record is from the annotation of a GenBank genome assembly.
AUGAGCCCAAGACCAUCUUUAUCUAAGGACCGCAGCCCGGAACCUCCGCGGUCGGCGGGAGUUGCGCCGACCUUCCCCCUGAAGCCCAGGAGCCCCGCGCGGGGGGGGAAGGAGCCCAAGAAACGCAACGAGCGCGCGGGGAAGGGCUUCAAGGGCGGCCCGCAGAACGCGCUGUUCAUGUUCCGCGGGGUUCGGCAGCGCAGCUGGGGGAAGUGGGUGGCGGAGAUCCGCGAGCCGCGCAGCAAGCGCCGCCUGUGGCUGGGGUCGUUUCCGCGCGCGGCGGACGCCGCAAUGGCGUAUGACGUGGCAGCAAGGCGACUUCCUCCUCCUAUCCAUGGUUCUGUCAGCACCCCCCUCUCAUCCCCACCACCUUCCCGCUUCACCUUCCCCCAGCCACAGAACCAGCGCCAAAGGCUCAUGCAGACGCUACAGCACCCUCAGGUGUUAACCCAGGUGCCACAGUCACCACAGGCGCUACAGCACCCGCAGCUGCUGUCUCAUGCGCUGCAACAGCCGCAGGUGCUCUCCCAUGCUCUGCAGCAACAACUGCAGGCGCUACAGCAGCACUCACCCUCGCUACAGCACCCUCAGUCGCUACAGCAGCACUCACCCGCGCUACAGCAACCUCAGUCGCUACAGCAAUCACAGGCGCUUCAACACCCUCAGGUGUUUUUACAAGCACUGCAACAGCCACAGGUGCUCGCCCAUACGCUACAGCAGCAGCCAGAGUUUCUAUCACCACCGCUACAACCGCCACAGUCGUCAAUGCGUGUGCUACAGCCGUCCACUGAAAUGGCUGGACUCACGGGAAGCGGAGGAAACCCGGGUGCUGUCACAGCAGGCCUCUGCCUCGUUGUUUGA